This is a messenger RNA of Linum trigynum, 2449 nucleotides long. NCBI's taxonomy places the organism in Eukaryota, Viridiplantae, Streptophyta, Magnoliopsida, Malpighiales, Linaceae. The record is from the annotation of a GenBank genome assembly.
CUAGAAACUAUUUUUCAUUAAGAAAUUAAAGUUUAUGCAUCAAACUGUAAUAUAGAGUAUAUAGGUGCUAAAACAUAAUUUCUGGUACUAAAUUACAAGUUUGGUAAUUUGAAUUACUAGUAAAGUUCAUGUUAGCCACUAGAAUUACUUUAUUUCAUCUGUAGUUAUUUAUAUUAACAGUUCAAGUUUGGAAAUUGACCGUUAGUUUUCGUUAACUUUUACUGAGGUAACAAUCAACUCUCAUAGUUAACUGUUAAAAUAGGUGACGUGAUAAUUAAAAAAUAUAAUUAAUAUUUUAGAAAUUUCACCUCAUUAUUCCAAUAAAUUAAAAAAAAAUAAAACAUAGUUACGAAUUGUAAAAAAAAUUAGUUAAUUGGCUUCAUUCUCUUCCGCUCCCCACUUUCCAAAUCAAAAUAUGAGUUUUCCACCUUCAUCCACCGCCGAUCACCACUGCCACCAACAAUAAGUUGCAGAGCGUCGGGGGGCUCAACAUCCACCACAAGCUCUGUUCCUUUGCCGGUGAUUUCGCAAUCGUCAACUUCUUUUCUUCCCUGCGAUUUCAAGCAAACGAAACGAGGAGAGACCAACCUCUUCCCCUGUAUCAUACAACACGUAUCUAAGUUCCAAUAACCCAUCAAUAGGUUUCCCAUCUGCACACUGCCGAUCGAAGUGGCUGUGCGCCGCGUUGGAGAAAAAAUUCGUCGUCUCCGACGGAUUCAAUUGCAUGAUAUUCCUCUGCCGCCAUCAACCAGGGAAGUGUUGGCCAAGUUUGGAUUCUCGUUGCCGCCCCAAAAAGUAAACACACCAUCCCGCAAAGCGAGCAACUAAAAUCCGAGAAGAAAUGACGACCGCUCUUAGCAUCUGGACUGUCCCGGCUAGCUGGACAGAAGCUCCUAGCACUCAGCCGCAAGCGUUUUUGUCGAUGAAGCAGCAGUUGUAUUGUAUGUGGUGAUGAUGAAGAAUGGGAGAGAAAGAUUCCGACCGGUGAUGGCGUCGGCCGGAUCAGAUGGAGUUUUCCGGUGGAUUCUUCGUUUACAUACUUUGUUCGGCUCCAUUUUUGUGAGAUCCAGCCACCGAUCAACGCCCGGGGAUAACAGAGCUUUCUGGAUCUACAUCGCAAAUCGAACCACCCCAAAUUAUAUGGAUGUGAUUCAAGAAGCCGACGGGAAUAUAAUGGAUUCCUCAUGUCCAAAGACUACUUGGUGAGAAUUGAAGCUGAGAAGGAGAAGAAGCAACCCGACCCUGCUUAUGCUCCUAAUUCACGGAUAACUUUGGCGGCCUGGUUAACUAGCGGAGAAGAAGAAGGACAGGAGAAAGAAGAAGAAUCUGCCGCAGCUUGCUGCUGCUCUGCUCCCGACCCUGAAUUCUGGCAGCCUGAUUCUGCGUCGACGCUUGCCCUGACUUGGUUGCUUUCGUGCUGUUCUAGUUAGGAUCGCUUGAGUAGGUCGAAAAGAAAGCGGUGAUCGCCGGCGACAGGGUAGACGACUGUGGGAUUGGGGGAAGAAAAUUUGCAUUUUCAUUUUGAUAAUUAUAAUUUUAUUUUUUAAUUAUUAUGAUAAAUAGGUAGAAUUUUUAAUAGAUUAAAUUUUGUUUUUAUUUUAUUCUUAAUUGCCACGUCACCUAUUUAACGGUUAAUUAUGAAAGUUGACUGUCACCUCAGCAAAAGUUAACGGAGAUUAACAAUCAGUCAGCCAAUGACCAAACUUGAAUUGUUAACCUAAUUUAAGUGACUACGAAUGAAAUAAAAUAAUUCUAGUGGCUAACGUGAACUUUAUUAGUAAUUUAAGUGACCAAACUUGCAAUUUAACCUAUACCUUUCCGACAAUUCAUUAAUCAUUCAUAACAAGUCCUGAAUAUUGAGUUAAUUGUUAAACUUAAUGGUGAACUUUAUAUUAUUAUAUAUGAUUCAACCUUUGAUAUUACUAUGACGUGCACAAGAAAAUCAGACUUGUUAUUGUAAGUCUGGCACAACUUUUUUUUAUCUUACAUUAUUGAAGAAGAAAACCAUCUUUACGAAACAUUAGCAUGCAUUAUGUUCGUAUAUGAUUAUCGAAUCACUUACACAAAUUGACCUCGUGCGUAACUCAUAUGCAUCUGCAACACAUCUGUCGCAUUAACACCAGCUAUGAAAUCCGAGUAAAUUUAAUAAUCUAUUUUAUCUAAACUUCUAAUAACUUGAAUUCAAGUCUAUCUUUUAUAAUGUUUAAAAGUUCUAUGGUUUUUAUAUUAUGAAUUAAAGUUUAGAGGCUUUUAAGUUCAGAACGAGACGAUUUGACUAAUUGAUAUAAAACGAGUCAAUUUGAAUUAUUUGUGUUCAUCUUAGAUAUUUGAAGUUUAACUUAAAACGGAUAAAUUCGAAAUUCUCAUACCAAAUGACUACAUCCAAAUUUUUUACUUACAAACAAAUUAAUUUAAUUCAAUUAUUUAAAAAUAAGACAAUUAAAUUAAA